UGUGGUUGUGGGGCUCACAGAGGGUCGGUCCCAGACCCGUUGUUAGGGAACAGGAGCUGUGGUUGUGCGGCUCACAGAGGGUCGGUCCCAGCCCCGUUGUUAGGGGACAGGAGCUGUGGUUGUGGGGCUCACAGAGGGUCAGUUCCAGCCCCGUUGUUAGGGGAUAGGAGCUGUGGUUGUGGGGCUCACAGAGGGUCGGUCCCAGACCCGUUGUUAGGGGACAGGAGCUGUGGUUGUGGGGCUCACAGAGGGUCGGUGCCAGCCCCGUUGUUUGGGGACAGGAGCUGUGGUCGAGGGGUGUUUGAGCUGCCUGGCUGGUAGGGUGGCGGAAAUGCAAGCUCUGUUCAAUCUCUGGAGUGUCCCAUGGCUCUAGUCCAAGUGCAGGCUCGGUGUCUGUACUCUCUUGUCCCACCCCAGACCCCCAGAAGGAACGGCAAUGAACUUCAGGCAGCCUCCCCGUGCAGCCUGUAUUUCACCCUUCACCUGCCUUGCAGACUUUGCCUGCAGCCUCUAUAAAAGGUAAGAAAGGCGUGUGACUCACUGCCCCCUCCCUCGCCUGCCCUCCCUCUCUGCCUCUCACGUAGACACAGCUCCGCGCCGGCUGCCCAGCCCAGCACAGCUGGCUGCUCCUCUGGCAGCCGGAGGCAGGCUCUGCAGGGAAGUGGGGCCACCUCUGAGCCAGCACUUGUUGGAGGAUGAGCCGCACCAGGCUGGGGUUCUCUCUCCUGCUGCUGGCUGCGCUGGGCUGGAGUGACGACGAGCACGGCUCAGAGGACUCUUCUCACCCCAAAAAGAAAGGUCCUGGCCACGGUCCCUGGAGCUAUGCAGACGUGGCCCAGUGGGCGUCGAUGUUCCCAGACUGCGGCGGGCAGAUGCAGUCUCCCAUCAACAUUGACACCAGUUCCACAAGCGUCAGCCUGGAGCUGCAGCCCGUUGAGCUAGCUGGUUACAGACUGGACCCUCGCGAGCAGCUCAGGCUAGAGAACAACGGACACACAGUUGUCCUCGAGCUGCCAAGCUCUCUGACUAUUGCCAGCGGCUACCCCCAGGAGUACAGAGCGUCACAGCUGCACCUGCACUGGGGUUCUCCGGAGGGGCCUGGCUCAGAACACACUGUGGAUGGACGCCGCUAUGAUGGGGAGCUCCAUGUGGUUUAUUACAACCCCAGCUACCAGAGCAUCAAGGAAGCAAUGAGGCAGCCUGGUGGCCUAGCAGUGCUGGCAGCUUUCCUGCAGGUUGGGCCCGAGGACAACGAGCACUAUCAGCCUCUGCUUGAGCAGCUGCCUGAGGUCCAAGAGAAAGGCAAGAAAACAACUGUGGAUGGAUUCGAUAUUAAAGGGUUGCUGCCCACCAGCCUAAGCCGCUAUUACCGCUACAGUGGCUCUCUGACCACCCCUCCCUGCUACCAGACUGUGAACUGGACUGUCUUCAACCAGACAGUGCUGCUGUCCCAGAAGCAGAUCUCGCUGCUGGAGACCACGCUGCAGGGGGACCACGAGGAGCUUCUGCAGAACAACUUCCGGCCGACCCAGAGCCUGCAUGGACGCAAAGUCCUGGCAAGUUUCCAGGCAGCCCUCAGCCCGAGGCAGGCCCCGAUCCCUGACGGCGGGGCCCCCCCAGUGACGCCUGCCCCUGACGGCAACACAGAAAGCCCUGACGGAGCUCCCGGAGCAGGUACGGCUCCCCUGGUGGCUUUGUUAUCCCUUGGGGGCUGCACCUCGUCCCCCUCCAUGUGUCCUGCCCAAAUCACUUCAGCCAGCACAGGGGAAGGGUCUGUCUUGGCUGCGCACAGCCAGAGCCUCUCCAGGGGCUUUGGGCUGCGAGGACGCUGGACUCCCAGAGGCUACUUGGCCUACUUCUCCUGGUGUCUGGGUGGGUGCUCCCAAGGGGCAGGGGCCCCGGGCUGUUUCUGUAUGGGUUCCUAA
Pelodiscus sinensis (Chinese soft-shelled turtle) is the source of this 1925-nucleotide messenger RNA. The record is from RefSeq and is a predicted model, not a curated record. NCBI's taxonomy places the organism in Eukaryota, Metazoa, Chordata, Testudines, Trionychidae.